AUGGUGUACAAACGAUUGUCUGGGGACUGUCCACCUUAUAUGUCCCAAAUGCUCAACCAACUAAAGUUAUUCUCAAAUGUUGGACAGAAACAGAGAGUUCCCUUAUUUUUAUUUCACCCACUGGUAUUUGACCGACAAGUAUCUGAUGUCAUCCAGCCUGAAACAGUUGGAUGUAGAUUGCUGUGUGGACAUGAGCAUUUUGUAUUUGGUGUGAUAAAUUCAGAAUGGGAGAAAGAACAAAGGAAUUUGCAAUCAACAUUAAUAUCCCGUUUUAUGACAGGCCUCCGCACACAAGGUUUCCUUAUUGCCUGUGAUAAAGUCCCUGAACCAUGGUUUGAUUCAAGUAAAGAUUUUUUGAGUAUCAAGUCCAUUGUAUCUACAUGUAAUAUCACCCAGGCUGACAUAGUUAUAGAACUGGUCAUAUUUUAUGACAGGAAAUCUUAUUUGUGGCAUGGACCUAUUCAAGGGACUACCACAGCUGCUUUAUUCAAAUAUCAAGCUGCUCAUACCAAGUUCUCCAUUGAGGAAAAAGUUAUUGAUGGAAUACACAUCAGUAUUCCUGCAGAUCAAAAGAAAAUUACUUUAGAGACUAGCCAGUCACAAUUUACAGGUUGUAAUCUCACAAAUGCUCAAGCUUACUAUAGCAAAUAUGGAAGAGAUGUUUCCCAAGAUGCAGUCCUUUUUAAAAAGAUAGCAUUAGAAGUUUUGUCCACUGCCAUUACUGCACUGGAUCGCCUGGGUGUUCGAUUUUGGCUGAGCAGUGGAACAUGUUUGGGUUGGUUCAGGCAAUGUGACAUCAUUCCCCACAGUAAAGAUGUUGACAUUGGUAUAUGGAUAAAGGACUAUAAUGCACUUCUUAUCGCUGCGUUUGAGAAAAAUGGACUGUUUUUAAAACACAAAUUUGGCCGGAUGGACGAUAGCUUUGAGUUGUCGUUUAGAACGAAAGAGGAUUAUGUGAAAUUAGAUAUCUUCUUUUUCUACGAAGAGAAGGAAUACAUGUGGAAUGGUGGUACACAGGCCAAAACGGGGAAAAAAUUCAAGUACAUCUUUCCAAAAUUUACUCUUUGUUGGACAGAGUUUCUUCUCAAGAAGGUACGCAUUCCUUGUGAAACAGAAUCUUAUAUCAUGGCAAACUACGGUAGGAACUGGCAGAUUCCAAUCAAAGAAUGGAACUGGAAGGAAAGCCCGCCAAAUGUGCGAGAGAAUGGUCAGUGGGACGAGAAGGACUGGGAUGAAGUAAUUCAACUCUUUUGAGACUUCGAUAAUGGAAAUAUUUAUGAGUCAAUUUUUAUAUUUCCUUCAUUUAUUUAUAAUAAAAAUGAAUCAACCUCA
This is a messenger RNA of Stylophora pistillata, 1332 nucleotides long. Its product is annotated as ribitol-5-phosphate transferase FKTN. The record is from RefSeq and is a predicted model, not a curated record. Lineage: Eukaryota; Metazoa; Cnidaria; Anthozoa; Scleractinia; Pocilloporidae.